This is a messenger RNA of Micropterus salmoides (largemouth bass), 2020 nucleotides long. RefSeq names its product odorant receptor 131-2-like. The coding region runs from base 1031 to 2020 and encodes 329 amino acids. Gene Ontology annotation, molecular function: G protein-coupled receptor activity. The record is from RefSeq and is a predicted model, not a curated record. Gene Ontology annotation, biological process: G protein-coupled receptor signaling pathway. Gene Ontology annotation, cellular component: membrane. The transcript has a single exon. Lineage: Eukaryota; Metazoa; Chordata; Actinopteri; Centrarchiformes; Centrarchidae.
UCCAAGCUGUCCAGAACUCAGCUGCUAGACUCUUAACACAUACAAGCAGAAGAGCGCACAUUACUCCAGUCCUAUCAUCCCUUCACUGGCUGCCAUUCAUUUUAGAAUUCAGUUUAAAAUCUUGGUCCUUACGUUUAGAGUGUUACAUGGUCAAACUCCCUCUUACAUUUCCGACCUGUUACAGCAACUUACUCCCCCCCCGUAACCUAGAGGCUGUUGGUAGUUCCCCGUGCCCACUUUAAGACCAGAGGAGACCGGCCUUUCCAAGCAGCUGCACCCAGUUUGUGGAAUGCACUCCCCACUUCUUUACGCACCUUAAACUGUAGUUUCUUUUAAAAAGCAGCUGAAGACUCUGUUAUUCAAACAGGUGUUUGCUAAACAUUAAGCUUGGUUUUAAAGUUGUCUGCCAUAUGUCAAUAUGUUUCUGGUGUUUAGCUAGAACUGUAUUUUGUUGUUUUAUUGGGAAGCACAUAUGUGAUAUUUUUCUGUGAAAAGUGCUAUAUAAAUAAAUUUUACUUACUUACUUACUUACUCUUGACCGUCUCCAGAGAAGUUUUUGACUGCAAACUUAUUGACUAUAGUGGAAAGUUAAUAGGGUAUUUUUUGAGAAAGUUUAAAAAGCUGGUGAAGGUGGGGGUGUACAGCUUUAUUUGCUUCAUUACUCUACUUUGUAUUUCUUUAUGUUAAAAUACAACGAGUUACACGUCCAGUGCUUAAUCCCUGCCCAUUACAUGUCACACAUGUGCUGACAAGUGACGACGUCACAUGAAGGAGGUGUGAAGACAGAGCUCAUAAACAAUAUGUGAGGACAGGCAAACCCUGCAGACCAGCGCUGCCCACAUGGAAACAAGCCUCCACUCUGUUAUCUGUCUGCACAGGGAAAAAGUAAGCUGCAGACUUUGGGUUUAUGUUAACUCAGUAGCUGUGAUGACAAUGUUAAGAAUAAAUACUGGACAAAUUAAGUUUGUCAUUGUGCUCCAGUUUCCAUCAAUAGGUUUAUAUUUCUGAUGUUUUUAAUUUUUUAUUGAAUAUGUCUUACACAAAUCAAUCGCAGACAAACAUCACUGUUGGACGGCAGUACCAAGGCUUACUGGGAUUAUUGUUGUCUUCCAUUCUGACUACAGUGACAUGUUUUGUGUUUCUCUUCAUUAAUGUGACCUUGUUAUUCACCUUGAGGAGUAAACCAGUGUUUUGUGAGACCUCUCGUUACAUUCUGCUGUUUAACCUCCUAUUUGCAGACACUGUACAGAUGGCAGAGGGUCAGUUAAUGUACAUAAUGGCUGCUUGUAGAAUAACACUGUCGUAUCCUGUGUGUGGUGUUCUAACAAUGCUCGCCAAUGUCAUAACAAAAAUCUCUCCUCUCACACUGGUGGUGAUGUGUCUGGAGAGAUUUGUAGCUGUGUGUUACCCACUGAGGCACGCUGCCAUCAUCACCGUCAGAAACACAGGGGUGGCUGUUUGUGUUGUUUGGGUCUUCAGUUCACUCAGUGUUUUUAUCCAAGUUCUUCUAAUGUUAAAAUUUCCAUUUGCAGAGCUGGAGAGUCUGCAGAUGAAUGAUUUUUGUGGCAAAGACAACAUGAUGCUUGAUCCAAUAGCUGCUGAUUAUGACAAUGCCUUCAAUAGCUUCCUCUUUGCAACAGCUGGUUUGGCAAUCAUUUCCUCCUAUAUUGGUGUGAUGAUAGCAGCCAGGUCGGCCUCCACAGACAAAGCUUCAGCCCGUAAGGUUCGUAACACACUGCUGCUGCAUCUGGUGCAGCUGGGCCUCUGUCUCUCCUCAACUCUGUACAAUCUCUUGCUUUUUUCUAUCUCUGUAAACCUAGACAGGAUCAUAUUUGUGCGCAUUCAGUUUGUUAUUUAUAUUUGUACUAUCAUGCUUCCCAGAUGUCUGAGUGCUCUCAUCUAUGGUCUCAGAGACCAGACCAUCAGACCCGUCCUCAUGUACAAUCUCUGCUGUCAGAGAUUCUCACCUUUGCAUUCAGUCGUCCAAACCAAAGCUAAAAUCAGCAAACUUGUCACUUAA